GUGGUGUGUUUGAGCGACCAUGGUCGGUGGAAGAGACCGCUGAUUUGGCUACAACCCCUGCGGAUGUAAACACUGCUGGUGUUAGACUGCAGGUCUUGAGCCAUGUCUGUGCGCACAGUCCUCCUGAACCGCCGUGUAGCUGGAGGCUGCUGCAGGGUGUGGUGUGGUGUUCCUCGACCACUCGUGCACAUCAGAUCAGCCAGUGUAGCUGAGCCAGGCACAAGAAGAUCUGAUGAAGAACACCUCUGGGAAGCAGCGAGCCACAUGCCAUUUUCCAGAGCCAGGAUAGGUUCUUUCUUUCAGGAAAGGUCUGUGCUGAGGAAUCCUUUUCUGGAGGACACCUUGCUCAGAGGAUACCUGGGGAGACACCUACCCCAGGAGGCAGCUCUCUCAGACUUGUGUGGAUUUGGAGAGCGCGUGGUGAAUGAGGUAGACAAGUGGGGCAGAGAGUGUGAGGUUACCCCACCACGGCUGGUACAUUUUGACCCCUGGGGUUGCAGAGUGGACCACAUAGUGACCUCCCCAGCCUGGAAACGCAUGAAAGACCUGUCAGCGCAAGAGGGACUGGUUGCCAUUGGUUAUGAGAGGUCAUUUGGGGAGUGGAGUCGUGUGUACCAAAUGAGCAAGCUGUACAUCUUCUCUCCCUCCUCUGGUCUCUACACCUGUCCUCUGGCCAUGACUGAUGGAGCUGCUAAAGUCAUCCAGUCCAUAGGUGCUUCGUGGCCAGUAGAUGAAGCCUACAGUCGUUUGACCACGCGUCAGCCUGAACGUUUCUGGACAUCUGGACAGUGGAUGACAGAAAGACAGGGAGGAUCUGAUGUGGGCAGCGGCACAGAGACAGUAGCUGUUCCCCAGUCAGAUGGUUCAUAUAAACUUCACGGCUUCAAGUGGUUCACCUCUGCUACAGACGCUGACAUGACUCUCACACUGGCCAGAGUGCAGGACACAACGGGUGCCACCACAACGGGUAGCAGGGGUUUGUCUCUGUUCUAUGCAGAGGUGAGUCGAGAUGAGGGCGGCCGACUGAGGGGUAUAGAGGUUCAAAGACUGAAGGACAAACUGGGCACACGACAGAUGCCAACUGCUGAGCUACUGCUGGAUGGUCUGCCAGCACACAGGCUCUCAGAGGAAGGGAGAGGUGUGGCCUCCAUAGCUAAUAUGCUGACUAUAACCAGGAUCCACAACAGCGUCUCUGCUGCAGCCGCAAUGAGAAGGGUGGUCCAGUUAGCUCGUGACUAUGCCACCCGCCGCAGUGCCUUUGGAAAGCUUCUUAAAGACCACCCACUGCACAUGCAGACUCUCGCUAGGAUGGAGGUGGAGACUCGCGGAGCGUUCCUCCUUGUGAUGGAUGUGUGUCGUCUGUUAGGCCGAGAGGAAAACGGCAUGGCGACCCAGCUUGAUACUCACCUCCUGCGUCUGCUCACUCCUGUGGUCAAACUGUACACUGGGAAGCAGGCGGUGGCUGUAGUGUCGGAGGGUUUGGAAAGCUUUGGUGGACAGGGCUACAUCGAGGAUACCGGGUUGCCUGGACUGCUUCGUGAUGCACAGGUGUUGAGUAUUUGGGAAGGUACAACAAAUGUUCUCUCUCUGGAUGUGCUGCGCUGUGUGGCUCGGAGCUCAGGAAUGGUUCUCCACGCUUACUUCACCCAUGUUAAGUCCCUGCUCGCAGGUGCAUCAAGUGUUUCCUCUUUGGCCCCAGCAGUGAAUACAGUCGACGGUGCUCUCUCUGAACUGCAGAAGUUUGUUCAUGUAGCAGCCACCAGAGCACCCAGCUACCUGGAGCUGGCAGCCAGAGACCUAGCUUACAGCCUGGCUCGCAUCUACACUGGUGCCCUUCUCAUCGACCAUGCUUGUUGGAAAGGAGCCUCUCCAUCUGACACCUAUGCAGCUCUCAGAUGGUGUGAACAGGAUUUGUGUCCUGUGGUGACUAAACAGGCGAAAGGCUGCUAUGAUCCCAGCACUCCACCACUUGAUGCUGCGCUGGUGUACGACCGGCUGACAUAAGGCUGAACGUGUCACUUGGUCUGCCAUUUCUGUGCCUCACUUUAAUUCUGUGGCAGAACUCAUCACUGUACCCCACAGGUUUUUGUAGUUAACUGAGACCCUGCAUUUAUGAAAAAUGAGAGUCCACUUCCCAAUAAGCACAUCAGUGGAGCUAAAAAUGAAGCUUCUACUACAUUGAAUAUGUUAAUGUGAAACAUUUAUGUGGUUCUGUGUUUUUGAUGAUUACUUAUGUAUAUGAAGUAUUUGUAUUUUUGUCUGCAGUAAAUAUGGAAUUAUGGAUUCAUGAAUUUUGGAGGCCUGCGACGUGAUAAAUAAAAUAUUUUCACAUUCA
Seriola dumerili (greater amberjack) is the source of this 2335-nucleotide messenger RNA. Its product is annotated as acyl-CoA dehydrogenase family member 11-like. Lineage: Eukaryota; Metazoa; Chordata; Actinopteri; Carangiformes; Carangidae. The transcript has 15 exons. The coding region runs from base 103 to 2004 and encodes 633 amino acids. The record is from RefSeq and is a predicted model, not a curated record. Gene Ontology annotation, molecular function: oxidoreductase activity, acting on the CH-CH group of donors.